GUCGAGUCAGGAAUUGGCUUGAGAAAUUCAUUUGCACUUCGCACUUACAUAUAUAAACACUUCAUUUUCCCCAAGUUGUUUACUCUUGUCUUUCUUUAAAUAAGAGAUUCUUCUUGCUCGAAUUUUCAUAAUUCAAUUGUCAAGUCCCUCUCGCCAAUCACGAACGAUACAUCUACAUACCUCUUAUCCAUAAGUCAACUAUGUCGAACACUAUUGAGAGCUCGUGUAUUGCUGUGCAAGGCUUUGCAACCUCUGACCCAAGGACUACCUCGCAUAACCCUUCGAACGCUACCUCCUCCACUGAAGCUGGGUACCUCUCUACACAACGUAUUCAGUGCUACCUUGCCGACAAAGACGCUCCCGUGCCACACGCAUUGUCUGCUCUUCCUGCCGACGGCAAUCCCGACAAAAUUUCGACUGCUGUGUAUGCAAUGAGUGGGAAGUUGCAGCAGUUCGAUGCAAUAUUCUAUGGUAACUAAGAGAGUUGACACAACACUUGAUGAUUCAAAAUGAGCUUGGCAGCGCUAUGUGGUUAUAAGGAAGGGCCUGGAAGGUAUUUUGGAUGGUUCGAUAAUUUAAUAACAAUGGAAAAUGCGUCACCCGAGCCGGUGAUGUCCUCAAUAAAGCUUCAAUACAAAGUGGCA
This is a messenger RNA of Botrytis cinerea B05.10, 644 nucleotides long. RefSeq lists its product as hypothetical. Bases 201 to 479 code for a protein of 92 amino acids. The transcript is spliced from 2 exons. The record is from RefSeq and is a predicted model, not a curated record. Lineage: Eukaryota; Fungi; Ascomycota; Leotiomycetes; Helotiales; Sclerotiniaceae.